Messenger RNA from Lichtheimia ornata, 1131 nucleotides. RefSeq names its product 3-isopropylmalate dehydrogenase. The transcript is spliced from 3 exons. The record is from RefSeq and is a predicted model, not a curated record. The coding region runs from base 1 to 1131 and encodes 376 amino acids. Gene Ontology annotation, cellular component: cytosol. Gene Ontology annotation, biological process: L-leucine biosynthetic process. Gene Ontology annotation, molecular function: 3-isopropylmalate dehydrogenase activity; magnesium ion binding; NAD binding. Lineage: Eukaryota; Fungi; Mucoromycota; Mucoromycetes; Mucorales; Lichtheimiaceae.
AUGGCUUCUCCCAAGAAAAUAUCCAUUGUGUGCCUUCCUGGUGACGGCGUUGGUCCCGAAGUCGUUGGCGAAGCUGUCAAGGUGUUGCAAAAGGUAGCUGCUCACCGUUCCAAGGCUCUCAAUGUCGAGUUUGAAUUCAAGAAUGAGCUCAUUGGUCUUGCUGCUUUGGAGAAGACUGGCGAACCCCUUCCUGAUAGUGCAUUGGAUGCAUGCAAGGCUGCUGAUGCUAUCUUGCUUGGUGCUGUUGGUGGUCUUCCUGGUGCCAAGAUUGGCAGUGGACCUCGUCCUGAACAAGGAUUGUUGAAGCUUCGAAAGUCCCUUGACCUUUAUGCCAACUUGCGUCCUGUGACAUUUGCAUCAGAGAGCUUGACAAGCUUGUCCCCCCUCAAGGAUCAAGUUGUUCAAGGUGUUGAAUUUGUCUUUGUUCGUGAAUUGGUCGGUGGCAUCUACUUUGGUGAUCGUAAGGAAGCUGGUGAAGAUGGCAAGGCAUACGAUACUCUCCCCUAUUCCAAGGAAGAAAUUGAACGCGUCACUCGUCUCGCUGCCUUGUUGGCAUUGAAGCAAAACCCUGUUGGCAAGAUCCAUUCCAUUGAUAAGGCUAAUGUUUUGGCCACUUCUCGUCUCUGGCGCAAGACUGUCACUGAAACGCUUGAACGUGAGUUCCCUCAAUUGGAAUUCGAGCAUCAUCUUGUCGACUCAGCUGCUAUGGCUAUGGUGCAAAACCCCAAGAAGCUCAAUGGUGUUGUCCUCACUGAGAACAUGUUUGGUGAUAUUCUUUCGGAUGAAGCCUCUGUCAUUGUCGGCUCUCUUGGCUUGUUGCCAUCCGCUUCGUUGAAUGGUCUCCCCGAUGGCAAGAGCAAGUGUGUUGGUUUGUAUGAGCCUAUCCAUGGAUCAGCUCCUGAUAUUGCUGGCCAAAACGUUGCCAACCCUAUUGCUACCAUCCUCAGUGUUGCCAUGAUGCUUCGAUACUCGCUUGGUUUCGAAGAGGAAGCCAAGGCUGUUGAGACCGCUGUACGUCAAGUUUUGGAUGGUGGUGUGCGUACUCGCGACUUGGGCGGUGACCAAUCGACUACUCAAAUCGGUGACAAGGUCACUGAAACUCUUGGCCCUAUCCUUGAUUCUAUCAACUAA